AUUUGCAUUUUAUAUUGUAGGGGUAUAGAAGUACCAUUUGUUAGUAAAUUCCGUAGUGAACGUAUGGAAGCAAUUUGUGAUCUAUUUAGUAAAAGUGAUUAUGACGUAAUAUUUUUAGAGGAGGUAUGGAGUAAUUCAGAUUUUAAGAAAAUCUGUGAUAGAUUGGGCCAUAUUUUACCAUAUUCACAUUAUUUUCACAGUGGGUUUAUUGGUAGUGGAGUUUGUAUCUUUUCCAAAUUUCAAAUUAUUGAAACUUUAUUUCAUCGCUUUCAAAUUAAUGGUUUUCCUCAUAAACUUCAACAUGGUGAUUGGUUUGGUGGUAAAGGUAUGGGCAUGUGUCAGAUAUUAGUUGAUGGCUUCAAAGUUAAUCUUUAUAUUACACAUUUACAUGCUGAAUACAGUAGAACUCAUGAUAUCUACUUAGCUCACAGAAUAGCUCAGUCAUUUGAGGGCAGCCAAUUUAUUAAACACACGUCACAAAAUUGUGAUUUUAUGAUACUUGGUGGUGAUCUGAAUAUACGUACAGAAGAUAUUGGAUACAAAUUAUUUAUAUCUAUUGCUGGACUGGCUGAUUCCUGGAUUGACAAAAAAGCAAGUAAAACUAUUUGUGAAGGUAAUACAUGUGAUAGAAAAGAUAAUAUAUUUACAGCAUUGGAUGCUCCAGAUUUUCCUGCAGGCCAGAGAAUAGAUUAUCUAUUAUACCGCAAUAAUAAAGGUUAUGUGAGUGUAGAGGAAUGUGAUGUUCUGUCACAUCAAGUACCAGAUAAACAUUACAGAAUCUCAGAUCAUGAAGCAGUUACAGCAACUUUUAAAAUACAAAAAUCUGAUUCCGGAGGUAAUUGA
Molecule: messenger RNA, 843 nt
Organism: Lottia gigantea (owl limpet)
Lineage: Eukaryota; Metazoa; Mollusca; Gastropoda; Lottiidae
Exons: 6
Cellular component (GO): cytoplasm
Molecular function (GO): sphingomyelin phosphodiesterase activity
Source: RefSeq, a predicted model, not a curated record